AUGGAGCAUCAUCCUCCAAAAUUCGAAGAAGAGUUUGACCCAGAAGGAGCUUGGAGAUGGAUUACAGACAUAGAACGAAUCUUCAAUGCAAUAGACUGUCGAGAAGAGCAUAACGUUGAUUGUGCCACGUUUAUGCUAAUUGGAAAAGCAGAGGAUUGGUGGAGGAUCAUGAGUUGUAUUUUGCCACAGGAAGAGGAUAAUAAGAGAGACUGGUGUACCCGAUUUGAGAAUGAACUGAGGAGUGAUCUUCGCACUAUAGUUACUAUUUUUCAACUGACGAACCUACCAACAUUAAUGAGCAAGUGUAUAAGUUUGGAAGACAAUUUGAAAGGGCAGCUAGUAAAUGAUAGAAUUACAAGAACAUUAGAACAAGAAAAGAAGCCUGAUGAGCAAGUGUAUAAGUUUGAGAAUGGACUGAGGAGUGAUCUUCGCACUAUAAGUGGGAGUGCAAGUGGAAGCAACCAACCUGCAUCUAGAGCAAGUAGUAAAGUGAAGCCGAGUGUGCAGGGAAAAGUUUUUGCUGUGAGUAGGUCUCAAGCAUCCAAAUCUGAUGAGUUGAUUAGAGGUAAAUGCAUCAUUAAUGAUAGACUAUGUGAUGUAUUAUUUGAUUCUGGUGCUACACAUUCCUUUGUUUCUAUGGAUUGUGUAAAUUGUAUUGGAUUGCCAAUAUCUUCCCUACUGUGUAAUGUUAUUGUGUCCACUCCUACAGCUAAGUCUGUUGUAACUUCUUCUGUAUGCUUAGCCUGUUCUAUAAUGAUUCAUGGUAGGAAUUUCUGUGUGGACUUAAUCUGUUUACCUCUUUCUCUACUAGAUGUUAUUUUGGGCAUGGAUUGGUUGUCGUCCAAUUGUCUUCUAUUAGAUUGUAAGGAGAAAGCUUUAAUCUUUGGUGAUAAUACACCAAGAAACUCUAGACUUCUAUAUAUGGGUGAAACGAGAAAUAUAGUUGAAACUAAGGCUUUUAUGGUAUUGUUUUUUGUUGAAAUUGAUAAGAUCAUGAAAGCUGAGUAUAUUCCAUUAGUACAAUAUUUUCUGGAAGUUUUUCCAAAGGAUGUAAUAGAAUUGCCACCAAAAAGAGAAAUCGAAUUUACUAUCGAUUUGAUUCCAGGAGCAAACCCAAUAUCGAUCGCACCAUACCGAAUGUCACUAGUGGAGUUAGCUGAGGUGAAAAAGCAAGUGGAAGAUUUAUUACAAAAGCAAUUUGUAAGGCCAAGUGUAUUGCCAUGGGGAGCUCUAGUGCUUUUGGUGAAAAAGAAGAAUGGGAGUAUGAGAAUAUGCGUUGAUUAUCAUCAGUUGAAUAAAGUGACAAUUAAGAAUAAGUACCUUAUUCCUAGAAUCGAUGAUCUGAUGGAUCAGUUACGAGGAGUCUCAGUGUUUUCAAAGAUCGAUUUGCGAUCAAGCUAUCAUCAGAUCCGAGUGAAGAAGGAAGAUAUUCCCAAGACAGCUUUUAGGACCCGCUACGGUCAUUACGAAUAUUUGGUAAUGCCAUCUGGUAUGAUCAAUGCACCAGAUAUUUCAUGA
Messenger RNA from Abrus precatorius (Indian licorice), 1518 nucleotides. RefSeq lists its product as uncharacterized. The record is from RefSeq and is a predicted model, not a curated record. Lineage: Eukaryota; Viridiplantae; Streptophyta; Magnoliopsida; Fabales; Fabaceae. The transcript is spliced from 3 exons. Bases 1 to 1518 code for a protein of 505 amino acids.